Messenger RNA from Merops nubicus (carmine bee-eater), 1228 nucleotides. RefSeq names its product N-myristoyltransferase 2 (gene NMT2). Gene Ontology annotation, biological process: N-terminal peptidyl-glycine N-myristoylation. The annotation marks the transcript as partial. Gene Ontology annotation, cellular component: cytoplasm. The record is from RefSeq and is a predicted model, not a curated record. Gene Ontology annotation, molecular function: glycylpeptide N-tetradecanoyltransferase activity. NCBI's taxonomy places the organism in Eukaryota, Metazoa, Chordata, Aves, Coraciiformes, Meropidae. The transcript is spliced from 9 exons.
AAUUCCUGGAGGGGAUUUGGGAGCAAAGAAGAAGAAAAAGAAGCAGAAGAGAAAAAAGGAGAAGCCAAAUUCUGGAGGCACCAAAUCAGAUUCUGCGUCUGACUCCCAAGAGAUUAAAAUUCAACAGCCUUCAAAAAAUCCAGCCAUUCCAAUGCAGAAGCUUCAAGACAUCCAGAGAGCAAUGGAGCUGCUCUCUGCAUGCCAAGGCCCAGCGAAGAAUAUUGAUGAGGCUACCAAACGUAAAUACCAGUUUUGGGAUACGCAACCUGUACCUAAACUCAAUGAAGUUAUAACUUCACAUGGUGCAAUUGAACCAGAUAAGGACAAUGUCCGCCUAGAGCCAUAUUCUUUGCCACAGGGUUUUAUGUGGGACACAUUGGAUCUUAGCAAUGCUGAAGUUCUGAAGGAGUUAUACACACUGUUAAAUGAAAAUUAUGUAGAAGAUGAUGAUAAUAUGUUUAGAUUUGAUUAUUCACCUGAAUUUCUCCUGUGGGCACUACGUCCUCCGGGCUGGUUGCCCCAAUGGCACUGUGGGGUUAGAGUGUCUUCAAAUAAAAAACUGGUAGGAUUCAUAAGUGCCAUCCCUGCAAGUAUUCGUAUUUAUGACAGUGUGAAGAAAAUGGUAGAAAUCAAUUUUCUGUGUGUCCAUAAGAAAUUGAGAUCUAAACGGGUAGCACCUGUACUGAUUCGGGAAAUAACCAGAAGAGUAAACCUGGAAGGAAUUUUUCAGGCUGUUUACACUGCUGGGGUGGUGCUCCCCAAACCUGUGGCCACUUGCAGGUAUUGGCAUAGAUCACUGAAUCCCAGAAAAUUGGUGGAGGUUAAAUUUUCACAUUUGAGUAGAAACAUGACUCUACAAAGAACAAUGAAGCUCUACAGACUUCCUGAUGCCACAAAGACUUCAGGCUUGAGACCAAUGGAACAAAGAGAUACUAAAGCAGUACAAGAAUUAAUCAAUACUUACUUGAAACAGUUUAAUCUUGCUCCUGUGAUGGAAGAAGAAGAGGUAGCCCACUGGUUCCUGCCUCGGGAUCAUAUUAUUGAUACUUAUGUAGUAGAGGGCUCAAGUGGUAUUUUAACAGACUUCCUGAGUUUUUACACGUUACCUUCAACAGUCAUGCACCAUCCUGUUCAUAAAAGUCUCAAAGCUGCCUAUUCCUUUUACAAUAUUCAUACAGAGACCCCCCUCUUGGACUUAAUGAAUGAUGCACUCAUUAUAGCUAAGUUG